UGCCAUUUACCAUUUGUCUGUUUUGUUUACCAUCUACCCAUUAGUAUUGCUUAUUCACCCUUUUUUACCCUUAUUUACCUCUCAGUCGAUUUUCGCACCCAUCCACCCAAGGCCGGUUGCAUCAUUAGUGUUUAUUUACCCUCUAGAGUCUAUACACUAAAUAACGGUGCUGCGAGACAUUGAGUAGCAUAAUAUAAUAGUGUGUGUACCCUCUAACAUGCGUAUGUGAAAUAGACGACGCUUUUUAUUCGAGAAAGCUUAAAAAUCACUUGGGGGCAAACUACGUCAUGAUAUACAAUAGAUCAGGAAGUACCCAAGUAGAAACUAUAUUAUGAAGUGCAACGUAAUUUUUCUUGAUCUUAUUAUAAAACUGACAAAUAGUACUGAAGAUGAUUAAUGAAGAAACAUCUCGUUUAGCAACCCGUUAAAGACCUCCAAAGCGCCCCACCCACUCCGUCUCCAUGGCAACGAGAACGCCGCCAGGGACACAGCCCUCUCCCAGGGCCCCGAGCACCGUUAUCGAGGCAGUGAGCGGCCUGGCGGGGGCGCGGGCGUGUGGGCAGCAUGAGUGACGGGCUCCUGCAGCUGGAGGAGCCCAUGAAGAUAGCGGACGAUGGGACACUGGAGGCCUUUGAACCACAAGACGUGGAGGAGACGGAGGAUGAUCUACAAAUAAUAACAGCAGCUCUCAACCUUGAUGCUGAUGAAGAUGAGGAAGAGGAGGAGGAGACGGAGAGGGAGAGAGGAGAGAAAAUAAUCGACGUCUUGAUUCCUCCGAGCCAGUGGGAGGAAGAGGACGAGACGGGAACGCGAUGCAAAUGGAUACAGAGGGUAUCACGAGAGCCCCCUACAAGGACAGGUGUGAUACAGCUUUGGGAGCAACUCGAUCUCAAGAUAAAAGAGCAGCAAGCAAGACCAAGCGGGAUUUGUGCCAUAAGACGCUCCCUCUACCGCCAGUGUUUUGACGAGUUGAUUCGCCAGGUGACUCUUGACUGCCCUGAGCGAGGCCUUCUUCUGUCCAGGGUGCGGGACGAGGCUAGCAUGACGAUGUCCGCCUUCCUCUCCCUCUUCGUCAGCGCCUCCCACUUCGGCUCCUCCAAGGCCACGCAGGCGGAGGCGGGCAAGUGGGAGCUGGAGGGGGAGCUGCGGGCCCUGGAGGAGGAGGUGGCGGGGCUGCAGGCCGAGGUCAGGAGGCUCGAGGCGUGGAAGAGACAGGUGGGUCGUCGGUGGGAGGAGCGGCGGGAGGUGCAGGUGGCGCUCUUCUCCGAGGAGCUGGAGUGCCUGGAGAGGUCCGAGAAGCAGUACCAGGUGCUGAUUGAAACUCUCCUGGCCAGCCGGAACCCUUGAAGUGUCUCCUCCCAGUAUACGGUACUCUCACUGCAUAGAAAUAUAGACUACAAAUAAAUGUUAUUAAUAUGAGUA
This is a messenger RNA of Eriocheir sinensis (Chinese mitten crab), 1422 nucleotides long. RefSeq names its product axonemal dynein light intermediate polypeptide 1-like. The record is from RefSeq and is a predicted model, not a curated record. The transcript is spliced from 9 exons. Gene Ontology annotation, cellular component: axoneme. Gene Ontology annotation, molecular function: dynein heavy chain binding. Bases 565 to 1347 code for a protein of 260 amino acids. Lineage: Eukaryota; Metazoa; Arthropoda; Malacostraca; Decapoda; Varunidae.